Messenger RNA from Eutrema salsugineum, 1110 nucleotides. RefSeq names its product WAT1-related protein At3g18200. Gene Ontology annotation, cellular component: plasma membrane. Bases 1 to 1110 code for a protein of 369 amino acids. The transcript is spliced from 7 exons. Gene Ontology annotation, molecular function: transmembrane transporter activity. NCBI's taxonomy places the organism in Eukaryota, Viridiplantae, Streptophyta, Magnoliopsida, Brassicales, Brassicaceae. The record is from RefSeq and is a predicted model, not a curated record.
AUGAAUCCACAAGAAGAAGACAAAAUGGGGAAAGGAGUAGUAUCAGAGAAGAUGAAGCUUGUGGUGGCAUUGAUCACACUUCAGUUCUGUUUUGCAGGUUUCCACAUUGUCUCAAGAGUUGCUCUUAACAUUGGUGUCAGCAAAGUUGUGUACCCUGUUUAUAGGAAUCUUCUUGCCCUUAUCCUCAUAGGUCCCUUCGCUUACUUCCUCGAAAAAAAGGAAAGACCUCCACUCACAAUAUCUUUACUGGUUCAGUUCUUCCUCUUGGCACUAAUUGGAAUCACAGCGAACCAAGGAUUUUACCUAUUGGGACUGUACUAUGCAACUCCAACGUUUGCUUCCGCAAUGCAGAACUCUGUUCCUGCCAUCACUUUCAUCAUGGCUUGUGCCCUAAGGUUAGAGCACAUUGACCUGGUCAGGAAACACGGUGUGGCCAAAGUAUUGGGAACCCUAGUGAGCAUCGGUGGAGCCACAGUGAUCACAUUGUACAGAGGAUUUCCGAUCUUCCAGAAGAGCCUCAACAUGCACGAGGAGGAGGAGAUCGAAUCUAACAAUUCGCAGAACAGGACACUCGGAUGGUUAUACCUUAUGGGACAUUGUCUGUCAUGGGCUGGUUGGAUGGUUCUUCAAGCUCCUGUCCUAAAGAAGUACCCAGCAAAGCUCACUCUAACAUCGUUCACAUGUUUCUUCGGUCUAGUUCAGUUUCUAGUCAUUGCUCUGUUUGUGGAAACUGAUCUCAAUAACUGGAUCAUCGUCUCUUGGGAAGAGCUCUUCACCAUCCUAUACGCGGGAAUAAUAGCGUCAGGAUUGGUGGUUUAUCUUCAGACAUGGUGUAUCUACAAAGGCGGUCCUGUCUUUGUCGCAGUCUUCCAGCCUCUCCAGACACUUCUAGUUGCUGCAAUGGCGUUUCUUGUUCUCGGUGAUCAGUUGUACUCUGGAAGGAUUGUUGGAGCUGUGUUCAUAAUGCUGGGGCUCUACUUAGUUCUUUGGGGCAAAAACGAAGAAAGAAAACAGGUGCUUGAAGAGACGAGUCAACAAGAUCCAGAGUCUCUGACCAAACAUCUACUUGAAGCACAACACAGGAAGGGUAAUUCUGAAUCUGCAGUGUAA